AUAACAGAAACACAAUGAACGAAAGCUAUCAGUGUUUCAAUGAAUUUCACUAAACGAGGAAUCAACGAAAACAAAAAAUAGUUAAACAAAUUGCAGUUCAAAACCUGGUGACAAUGGCAAAAGUACUAAUUUUCGGCAUUAUUGUGGCUCAGCUGGCUUUGGUACGAGCAGAUUCUAAUGCUUGCCCAAGAUUUUGUAAAUGCGAUUUAUAUCUCAAUUUAAAUAGGGCUCAAUGUAGCUCUAAAAAACUUAUAAGUGCUGAAAUUGAUGCCCCCAAAUAUGUGCAAAUUCUGGACUUAAGCUACAAUGAAAUUGCCGCUAUAGAAAACACAUCAUUGCAGAAAUAUUCUCACCUCAAAUAUCUCAAUCUCUCCCACAAUGCAAUUCAAGCCUUGGAUUUGUAUUCUUUUUCCCAUCUUGGGCGCCUCAUGGAACUAGAUCUCUCCUACAAUCGUCUCGAGUAUAUGGAUGAGCGUUUAUACGAAAGGAAUCGUCUGUUGACUAAACUCAACCUAGAGGGCAAUAAAUUCACGACCUUGUCCACCAAACCUUUGUUGAAGAGCUCUUCGCUGACGGCAAUCAAUUUGAGAAAUUCGCAAUUGAUUUACAUUCAUGAGUCCAUGUUCUCAGCCUUGCCCAAUCUGAGAGAACUGGACCUAUCACAAAAUCUUUUGAAUAGCUUCAAUGCCAAUGAUUUCAUAGGCUUUCGGCAUUUGCAGAGAGUAAAUCUAUCUCACAAUCCUUUUAAAUGUAGUCAACAGAUUCGGGAGAAUUUAGAUUUGCUGAAAAGCCAAGGCAUAACUGUUGUGGUAGAACAAUGCCAGUUGGAGUCAACGGAAAUCAUUAGCCCCAUUGAGUCUUUGGGUAACAAUGAAAAAUACCAAAAAAUGAUAAUGGCACCUGCUAUGGGAAAAAGAGUGGAGCAAGAAGAUGAUGAAGAAUCUAAUCUUUUAAAGCAAUGGCAUUUGACUCUGGACAGUGAAGAAGACAUCGACCAAGACGAACACUUGGAUCUUGACUCAUCUGAGGCUGAGGAUGGAUAUCUGGCCAGCAGUGAAUGGCUACGUUUUGCCCCGGAUGAGGUGCUCUGUGAAGCACAAAAGUUUCGACUUUGUCAAAGUUAUAGGCACUGCCUUGUCGAGCUCAACACUGCCCGACAUGAAAAACGAGCUUUGGAUGCGUUUACCUCCAAUGAGGCGAAAUUUUCCUUCUUUCUGGGAGCAGCAUGUGGUAUAGCUCUCAUUAUAAGCAUUUUAAGCUGUGCUUUAUGCGUGAAAAGUUCUUGCAAGACCCACAUAAGGGCACACCGCCCUGAUAUUGCCAAUCAAGAACUUGACGAUUUCACCUCUCAACCUAUGGCGCGCCAGCAAUUGCCUCCUGCUAGCCGUAGGCAGCCCCACCGACGAGCCCCUAAUCCCCCUGCUCGUCCUGCUUUGGUGCGCUACGAAGGACCUGUAGGUGAAAAUUUCCUUUCACGACUAUUUGGUCGUCCUGCCAGACGCCAAUAUUAUAGAAGCAUCAAUCAAAAUACGGCCACUCUAAUAAGACGUUUAAGUCGCAGCAAUUUGUUCAACAACCGUUUGAGCCAACAUCUUGCGGAUCGUCAGAAUUCCAGAGAGGCCUCUAGCCCAGAGCCUCAGGAAUAUAACCCAUCAGCACCGAGACCUGAAACUCCCCCACCUUGCUAUGGAGAUUGCGUGGUGGAUGUUAAGUAGUUGUUCGAUAUUUCGAAGAGUUAAGAAAAAAACAUUAUCUCAAACAUUUCCGAGAGGGUUAAAAUUUAACAAAAAAACGAGACUGUAGCUUAAAAUUAUACAACUGCCUUUUUAUGUAAAAUAAAAAAAAAAAUUUACCCUCAUAACUUCAUAAAUUAAUGUAAAGUACGCAAUAUGUGGAAGGGUGGAAAAUCAAAGUCUGCCAUGUAUUCUAUAAAAAAAUAGUCUAAAAACCUAUGUCAA
Messenger RNA from Stomoxys calcitrans (stable fly), 1958 nucleotides. Its product is annotated as matrix-remodeling-associated protein 5. Bases 114 to 1715 code for a protein of 533 amino acids. Gene Ontology annotation, molecular function: protein binding. The record is from RefSeq and is a predicted model, not a curated record. Lineage: Eukaryota; Metazoa; Arthropoda; Insecta; Diptera; Muscidae. Gene Ontology annotation, cellular component: plasma membrane. The transcript is spliced from 4 exons.